GGAACCAAUCGCCGCUUCCGCCCUCUGACCCGGAAGCAGAGUCGGCGCGCGCCGCUGCAGGCUGGGGAGGAAACCAGAUUUCCUCUGACCAGUUUUCGACAACCUGUUUCGUGACCUCAUCCAAUAGAAGGCUAUUUUAUUUUUACAACUGCUCAAGUAUUGACAUACAAGAUGAAGCAAGAUGCCACAAGAAAUGCUGCCUACACUGUGGAUUGUGAAGAUUAUGUGCAUGUGGUAGAAUUUAAUCCCUUUGACAGUGGGGAUCCAGGAAACCUAAUUGCAUAUGGUGGCGGUAAUUAUGUGGUGGUUGGCAUAUGUACAUUUCAGGAGGAAGAAGCAGACGUUGAAGGAAUUCAAUAUAAAACACUACGAACAUUUCAGCAUGGAGUCAGGGUCGAUGGCAUAGCGUGGAGCCCAGAAACUAGACUUGAUUCAUUGCCUCCAGUAAUCAAAUUUUGUACUUCAGCUGCUGAUAUGAAAAUAAGAUUAUUUACUUCAGAUCUUCAAGAUAAAAAUGAGUAUAAGGUUUUAGAGGGCCAUUCAGAUUUCAUUAAUGGUUUGGUGUUUGAUCCCAAAGAAGGCCAAGAAAUUGCAAGUGUGAGUGAUGAUCAUACCUGCAGGAUUUGGAACUUGGAAGGAAUGCAGACAGCUCAUUUUGUUCUUCAUUCCCCUGGAAUGAGUGUGUGCUGGCAUCCUGAGGAAAGUUUUAAGGCCACCACUGGUACUUCACACCUUCAGGAAUGUUUGCACUGUAAUAUAAUCAGAAUUACAAGAACAUUCUGUAAAAGUGAGAACUUUACAGAAAAUCUGAUGGUUGCAGAGAAGAAUGGAACAAUCCGGUUUUAUGAUCUUUUGACUCAACAGGCUAUUUUAUCUCUUGAAUCAGAACAGAUGCCAUUAAUGUCAGCCCAUUGGUGCUUAAAAAAUACCUUCAAAGUUGGAGCUGUUGCAGGAAAUGAUUGGUUAAUUUGGGAUAUUACUCGAUCCAGUUAUCCUCAAGAUAAGAGACCUGUCCACAUGGAUCAAGCCUGCUUAUUCAGGUGGUCCACAAUUAAUGAGAACUUGUUUGCAACCACUGGUUAUCCUGGCAAAAUUGCAAGCCAGUUUCAAAUUCAUCAUUUAGGACACCCUCAGCCUGUCCUCAUUGGUUCUGUAGCUGUCGGAUCUGGCCUUUCCUGGCAUAGAACUCUCCCACUGUGUGCAAUUGGAGGAGACCACAAGCUGUUGUUUUGGGUGACUGAAAUGUAAAACAAAUUUUCUGUGUACCUUAGAUCCAUAAACUUUGUAUUUUUAAUACAUAUUUUGGAGAAUUUCUUAUUUUUGUAUCAAAUACACUGUAAACUCUAGAAGUGUCCCAAUUGUUGUUUCUGUUAAAUAAAAUAUUAAUGGUUUGAAAAGUCA
This is a messenger RNA of Mustela lutreola (European mink), 1401 nucleotides long. It is a transcript of the gene NUP37, whose product is annotated as nucleoporin 37. The coding region runs from base 172 to 1248 and encodes 358 amino acids. NCBI's taxonomy places the organism in Eukaryota, Metazoa, Chordata, Mammalia, Carnivora, Mustelidae. Gene Ontology annotation, cellular component: nuclear pore outer ring. The record is from RefSeq and is a predicted model, not a curated record. The transcript has 11 exons. Gene Ontology annotation, molecular function: protein binding.